AUGGCCGAGAAGCGCCCCGCAGACGGCGACAGUGACCAACCAGUCAAGAAGCACCGAUUCAAUAGCUCUUCAAAUUCUGCAAAGCGACACGGCCAAGGCGUGGACGAAACGUAUGGCCAGCGAUUCGCAUUCGGCAACCUCGACGCAGCUACCAUUCCAAAAGACGAGGACCUGGAAUGGGAGGAUGAGACCGACGCUCUCGCCUAUCUCAAAUCCGUCAGAAGUCAGGCAGAAGGUAUUCCCCACGUGCUCAUUGCUCGCAAGGCAGGACCCGAGUUGCCAGUGUCGAAAGAUGGCGCAGUGGAUCGCAGCAUCUACGAAGAUGGAAGAGGCGAUUUUCGGGGUUUCUAUCAUGACGGCGCAUACACGGCAUACCCAGACGGGUAUAAUGGAGAACAAAAUGACAACGACGAAGAGGAAGGAGAAGAAGGAGAAGAAGGAGAGGCGACCGACAAGGAAGACGGCGAGUCAAGCGAGGUCAAAAGCGAAGAAAGCAGUCUAGGUGGUCCUCGCAACAGCAAUUCUGCAGAGAUUCACGAUGCCUACUUUAUCAGCAUCACCCGGCGGUACAAAAUGCUUCGCGACAUAUUACAGUCGGAGCCGCCUGGCACUGCUGUCAAAACUCUUUCAGCCAGCCACCCUACACAAGUGCGCGGCUUCGGUACAACGCCGAGUCCCUAUAAGGAAUGGGCGCCACGGCUUCGGAAUACCGACCCGCUUCCAGUCCAGAUCGCCUCAAUGCAUAAGGACAGCGUACUUCGCCUGAUUCGAAUCAUCCUAAACGGUAAUUUCUUCAGAAGAGGACAAGAGUUGCGUGAAAGAACAAGUCGCUGGAUCUGGGCCCUCCUUGCUCGGCUGCCGGAAAGGGGCGAGCUUGACUAUACAGAAGUUGGCUGGGUCCGUGAGCUAGGCAAGAGGGCGGUCAUGUUCAUGCUGAGCUUGGCCGAAGCAGAUGUUCUUCGAGAACAGUAUGGCGUCGAAGGCGGCGCAGACAAUGAAGACAAUGGUGAUGUGGAAGAAAUUGACGUUGUCUCAAACGAAGAUAUUGGAUUGGAUGGGAACGAGAAGGUCGAGGCAGUCUCUACUGCUCCCGAGGAUCCAACAGACAGCAAGAACGAGGAGAUCACCUCAGAAUCACCUCUUCAGACUUCUGAUGCAAUCUCGACAGCCCCACCGUCACAGGACAAAUUGGACGCAUCUGUCGAUAUCCCAACCCCACAAUCUGAUGUCGAGAUGCAAAUCGACUCGGACGAGGAAGAUGGGGAAGUAUCUGCCGAACCCCAAGAGCUUCAGAAACCCACAGCUGACGUAGAGGCGGCUAAGGCCCGACUACUUGCUCAGCUGGAAAGUAGUUUUGAAGAGCAAGUACAAGAUCACCAAACUGGCAGCAUUGCCGACACUCCAGUCGCAACUUCAGGUGAGGCAAAAUCGGGAUCAGACGGCAAGAACGAGAUGCGCGAGGCCAAUUUGCGAGCUACACUAAACAUGAUUCUUACCGUGGCUGGUGAGUUCUAUGGGCAAAGAGACUUGCUCGAGUUUAGAGACCCCUUUGGACGCAUGAUUGGGGUGUAA
Molecule: messenger RNA, 1572 nt
Organism: Pestalotiopsis fici W106-1
Lineage: Eukaryota; Fungi; Ascomycota; Sordariomycetes; Amphisphaeriales; Sporocadaceae
Exons: 1
Coding region: 1-1572 (523 amino acids)
Biological process (GO): spliceosomal snRNP assembly
Cellular component (GO): SMN complex; nucleus
Source: RefSeq, a predicted model, not a curated record